Ceraceosorus guamensis is the source of this 2376-nucleotide messenger RNA. RefSeq lists its product as hypothetical. The record is from RefSeq and is a predicted model, not a curated record. NCBI's taxonomy places the organism in Eukaryota, Fungi, Basidiomycota, Exobasidiomycetes, Ceraceosorales, Ceraceosoraceae. The transcript has 5 exons. Bases 157 to 2250 code for a protein of 697 amino acids.
CGCUCCUCGACACCAUCCCAAGCGACAACGUAGCUGCCAGGGCACAGCGUUUUCUUCUUUUCAUUCCCUCAACAGACAUUGCUGCAUCUUUGCAACAUCGCCCAUUCCUACUCUGCAACGCAGUCUGACAGCUCGAGCGAGGAGACCCUCAACAGGAUGGCCCUGCCUACCAUGGACCUCGCACCGAUCUUGGACAAUCCCAAUGUCCUGCAACUCGAAACGACUCUGAUCUUGUACGGAGUCAUGGCGGGCGCCGUUGGUUGGGAUCUAGCAUACUACAUCCCACACGACAUCAAGCUACUCGCUUCGCGCGGAUGGGCAUCUCCUGUCCGCGCGGUCUCCCGCACUGCGUACCUUGUCGCCCGAUAUCUCGCUUUUGCAGCUCUUGUCAUCUCUUUGAGAUUUUGGGGCUACCCUUCCUCUAGCGACGACUUUUGUCGAAAGAUACCCAUCCUUAUCGAAGCUCUCCUGUGCGCUUCGUAUGUAUCCACCAUCACCGUCCUGGCCUUCCGUACCCUCGCGCUCUAUCCUGGACACCGUCGCGUGGAUUGGGUAGUGACGAUCGCCAUCGUGCUUGGAUGGCUGCUUUGCUUCUCGUGGGCUUUCGCAGUCCCAUUUUACGUUUCAGGUCAACGAAUGGCAGCCGUAUCGUCUCGCUGUCAACUCCACCAAAAGUCAGACGAUACCGUCUUGCGAGGCUUCAUGGCCUCGCUACUGGCUUUCGAUGCCAUCAUCCUUCUGCUCACCUUGUACAAGGUUUAUAGAAGUGGUAGCUACCGAUUCUUCAACUCCAACACGGUCCUUGGCACUAUUCUUGGCAAGAAGAACAGGAACCUGCACGACGAGGACCCCAUGAAGCUCGCUGCCACCAAGGUUGCCGCAGACCUCAUUGGGCAAGGCUUGUACGACUUUAUCAUCCUCUUCUUGGUUGGUGUUGCUGCCCUAGUCAUCUGGUGCACCACGUCUCUGCCUCGAAUUUACAGAUCGCUUGGUGUCAUUGGCCUCGCAGCGGUCUCUGCCGCCCUCGCCGGUGGUGUCUUUCGGGAGACAGCACGUGCGGCAACAGCCUUGCAUGCGUUCAGGGACUUUGAGCUCAAGUUGCAAGCCAUGCAACAAUUGGCAGAGACGCAACACAAGGAGCUGGAAGCGCUAUUCUAUGCUCGUCGUUACCGUGAUGACGACGAGGACUAUGAUGCGCAAUCCAAAUUCACCGCCGAUCACUCGAACAACUACCAUCGAGAAGCAACUACACCAGUCCCAUUAUCCGCUCACGAGAGUGACAGAAUCACCGUCAGCCGACAACCUUCUUACACUGGCGAGUUUCGGACCCCCACAGAAAAGGGCUGGACGGGUCCGCACACAGACGAUGGCUACACCAGCGAGCCUCUGUCGCGCAAUAUGGUGCAUGGAGCCCAGCCUCUCAGUCCCACCGCUCCUCGUCCUCAGGAGGAGGCAUCGCCCAUUGAAGAGCUCGAGUACUCUCGCAGAGACUCGACCGAUCUGCACUCCGCAGCGCAUCUCAAUGCGCGCACCGCAGACCAGGACGAUUCGGACUCUGAGGCCACGUUUGGCAAGGGCCUAGAGACUCGCAGCGAUUCCGACUUCCGUCGCUAUAUGAGACAGAAUGCUCCACCCUCUACACAUCAGACGCGCAGUUUGAGAAGAGCCAAGAGGGGUCGCACAGUUUAUGGUGCCGACGAGCGCUUCCCAGACUUUGCUACCAGCCUGGCCAGAUCCACGGCCAUUGCCGUUGCAACCAACUCGCGCACGCAGCAGCUGGGCUUCAGCGCGGCCGCGGACGGGUCCAGGUCAGGCUCCGCUUCGGGCUCUGCUUACAAUGCUGGUGCUUCGGCCAGCAGCAGUAGGAACAAUUUGCCUCUUGGCAUGUCCCUGGCUGCUUUUGAUGCUCCUUCAGAGGAAGGGUCAGAGGGGACGCACACGUCCUUUCCCCUUCCUCCAGAGCGCAGAGAUACUCUUGCCGGAGUAACCAUACUUGGAGGAGGCGUAGAGACGAACUGGUCCAGACCCACAACUCUGUACUCUGCUCCGAGCUCUCUUCCUACCGCUCAUGGAGGCGGCGCUGGUCUACCGCAUCCUCCGCCCACAUACUCUUCUAGGACCGCUCUCAAUACGCCCGGCAAUGAAGCGUACGAGAUGGGCAGCAGAGACGCAGCUGGCCUAAGCUCCUCUUUGCCGCCUCCUCGAAGACCUAGCAGGAAACCCGUUGGUAAUCGCGAAUACGGCGCUUAGCGCCAACUCUCCCUUGAUUUGCCUUGCCUUGCCUUGCUAUGCUUGCUGUACAAUGCAAUGCAAGCCCCACCUUUAUACCUCACACUCUCUUCCACUCUCAAUUUUGCUCCGUCUUUGCUACACUCU